CUCAUUCACUAGACAAAAGGAGGUCGUUUAGGAUUUGGCCUUAGGGUUUAUGUUUUGAAAGUGGAGGACAUUUUAAAGUUUACACCCGAUUCAAUUCAGUCAAAGGUGAGUCAUCUUUGAACAAUUUAUUGUUUCAUCAAUGUUUUAUACAAUUUACAGAGUUUUUCUUCAUGCGAUUGGUACAUCUGUUAGGAUUAUUUCACAAUUCCCUGGAUCCCGUUUUGUUCAACUCGGCACAUUUGCAUCAGCACCAACAAACAAAUCAAAACCCAGAUUAGAAAAUGAAAAUCAAGAAAAUUUUACGGUUAACUACCUCAUGAACGCAUUGGGGUUUUCGCCAGAAAAGGCUCUUUCAGCCUCCAAGUACGUGCAUUUUGAUUCCACAGAAAAACUCGACGCGGUUAUCGCAGUGUGGAAGAGUCAUGGUUUUACGGUAGAAGAAAUCGCACAUAUGGUGAAAAGGAGCCCCUCAAUUUUAGUAUGUGAUCCUCAGAAGACUAUUUUGCAGGAAAUUGAGUUUUUCCGGUCGUUAGGCAUGCCUGAGAGUGACAUGGUGAGUAUUUUCUGUGGGGCGCCUAAUACUUUCAAGAGGAGUUUGGAGAAACAAAUAAUACCAUCUUAUAAUUAUAUUAAGAGUUUGUUCGAGUCGAAUGGGAAAAGUUUUGGUUCAAUGAAACGCUUAGCUGAGAUCUUCUGUUGUGAUCUUCAAUUUCAGUUGUUGCCUAAUAUUGAAGUUCUAAGAGAGGCUGGAGUCCUUGAAUCGAAAAUUGUGGAAUUGUUGCAAACCCAGCCAAGAACACUGAUGGUAGGAAGGGAGAGGUUUAAAAAGGUUGUCGAGGAAGUUAAGGAGCUGGGGUUUAGACCAUCGACUCCGAAGUUUAUUGUAGCAGUUCAUGCGAUGAGGUCGAUGAAUAAAUUGACUUGGGAGAAGAAGGUGGCGCUUUAUAAGAAGUGGUGGUCGGAAGGUGAGAUUAUCUCGGCAUUCGAGAAGCAUCCUUAUUGCAUGAUGAUAUCCAGAGAUAAUAUAACCACGAAAAUGGAUUUUCUUAUAAACAAGAUGGGGUUUGAAUCUUCUUACGUUUUGAAUAGGCCUGUACUACUUUCAUAUAGUUUAGGGAAUAGGAUUAUCCCCAGAUGUUCUGUUUAUAAAGUUUUGUUGGAGAAAGGUUUGAUCAAUAAGGUCAAGGUCUCAAUGUUGGUAUAUCCGGAAAAGGAGUUUUUACGGAGAUAUGUGCAUCGCUAUGAGGGGGAAGUUCCUGGGCUCUUGAAGCUAUAUGAGAAAAAAUUGGCUCUUUCAAAGAUUUAGCGAAUAAAUUGAUGUCCUGGAUGUUAAUUAUUUAUGAAUUUUGAGGUUUUGUGUUAAGUGCAACACAUUCAAGCCAUUAUUUUUUACCAUGACAAGUUGAAGUAGAAUGUUACUGAUGUUUUAUACUUGAUGAUUCAUUUCCACGUCUUAAGCUCUCAAGUUGUAGUAAAGAAAUAUUCUGGUUUUACGAUAUGUCUUGCUUGCUCCUUGCUGCAUCUGAUGGUACCCGUAAUAAAGGCAGCACGGUAUUCCCACUUCCACUCGGAUGCUGAAAUAUUAUGAAGUUUGAGUAGAGAGGAUAGCAUGGGUAAAAGUAUAUCCGGCAAGUAACUCGUUUUUCUAUUAGAUCUCAAGUAAUCUUGGACUUUGGUUGAGAUAUAAUUUACUUUUAGGUCUUAUCAAAUUAUCUUGAUCUUUUAAAUUGUCGUCCUCGUCUCAUAUAUUGUAGGUGGAGCUUGUACGAGUCAAAGAGUCUUUAUUGUCCUAUUGGACUUUCCUUUCUUCGUGGGCUCGCCUCUAUAUUGAAUUUCCAUGAUGUAGCCUUAGAUAUUGUUAGGAUGCUGGCCUUGGCUUGAAACAAAUCUUCACAGUGUCAAUUUUAUCCCUAUCAUAUCCAUAACAUCUUUAUUUUUUAACCUUUUUAUUCGAGGAAGUUGCUUACGUUGGGUUUUA
Molecule: messenger RNA, 1978 nt
Organism: Olea europaea var. sylvestris
Lineage: Eukaryota; Viridiplantae; Streptophyta; Magnoliopsida; Lamiales; Oleaceae
Exons: 2
Coding region: 140-1306 (388 amino acids)
Biological process (GO): chloroplast organization; regulation of DNA-templated transcription
Cellular component (GO): chloroplast
Molecular function (GO): double-stranded DNA binding
Source: RefSeq, a predicted model, not a curated record